This is a messenger RNA of Coccinella septempunctata (seven-spotted ladybird), 1752 nucleotides long. Its product is annotated as UDP-glucuronic acid decarboxylase 1. Gene Ontology annotation, biological process: D-xylose metabolic process. NCBI's taxonomy places the organism in Eukaryota, Metazoa, Arthropoda, Insecta, Coleoptera, Coccinellidae. The record is from RefSeq and is a predicted model, not a curated record. Bases 208 to 1455 code for a protein of 415 amino acids. Gene Ontology annotation, cellular component: cytoplasm. The transcript is spliced from 7 exons. Gene Ontology annotation, molecular function: UDP-glucuronate decarboxylase activity; NAD+ binding.
AAAAAUAAAUAAAUAAAUAAUAGAGGUUACCUCAAAUUUAAAAAUUAGGGUCUUAUCUUCGAUGAACAACAAUUAGAGCAAUAUAUAUUAGGAAAAUGUUCCUACCUGAAUGAUAAGACUGAUAAGAUCUACUUUAUGUACUUUUUAAUACCUGGCCAGAUUAUAAAUGCUCGAAGAAAAUGUUGAAAAUUCAUAUAUUCUAACAAAAUGUUCAAGACUAUCAAGAGAACUAAAGAAAUAGUAAUAUUUGCAGGAUGUAUGUUAAUAUUGUUAUUUAUAAUCUCCAAAUUCAUUGGUAGAAGAGACAGUGGCUCAAUAGAUAAUGAGGAAUUCUCCCUAGUAGAUAGUACUUUAGAUAUAAAAAAUAAUGAGCAAAUGCUGUUGGCAGCUGCAAAAAGAAUUCAAGAAUUGGAAGAAAAAAUUGCAAUCCUUGAAAAACAAAUACCAAGAAUUUAUCCUGACGUUAGAUAUUUAAAUUACUUGUCUCGGAAAAGAAUCUUAAUAACAGGAGGGGCUGGCUUUGUAGGAUCUCAUUUAGUUGAUAAAUUGAUGAAGGAAGGACAUGAAGUUAUUGUUGUUGAUAAUUUUUUCACUGGUAGAAAACAAAACAUUGAACACUGGAUAGGUCAUGAGAAUUUUGAAAUGAUACAUCAUGAUAUUGUCCACCCACUUUAUAUUGAAGUAGAUGAAAUUUAUCAUUUAGCAAGCCCUGCAAGUCCACCACAUUAUAUGCAAAAUCCAGUGAAAACUAUAAAGACUAAUACUGUUGGGACCAUAAAUAUCUUAGGUUUGGCUCGGAGGGUCAAUGCUAAAGUUUUGAUUGCAAGUACGUCUGAGGUAUAUGGAGAUCCAGAUAUUCACCCUCAACCUGAAACCUACUGGGGACAUGUUAAUCCAAUUGGCCCAAGAGCUUGCUACGAUGAAGGAAAAAGAAUCUCUGAAACCUUGACAUAUGCUUAUGCACAACAAGAGAACAUGCAAGUUAGGGUUGCAAGAAUAUUCAAUACUUAUGGUCCUCGUAUGCAUAUGAAUGAUGGGAGAGUUGUUUCAAAUUUUAUACUCCAAGCACUGAAAAGUGAAGUGAUCUCGAUAUAUGGAUCUGGAGAUCAAACAAGAUCAUUUCAAUAUAUAACUGAUUUGGUAGAAGGAUUAGUGCUCCUGAUGAAUUCAAACUUCACACAGCCUGUGAAUCUGGGUAAUCCCGUAGAACAUACGAUAAAAGAAUUUGCAGAAAUAAUCAAAGAUCUUGUUGGAGGUAACAGUAAAAUUGUUCAUAUAGCAGGAGUACAAGAUGAUCCACAAAGGAGAAAACCAGAUAUAAAUAGAGCCAAAAAGUAUUUGAAUUGGGAACCAAAAGUGAAUUUAGGUAUUGGCCUCCAGAAAACUGUGACCUACUUCAAAGAGGAACUGAGAAAGUUUAGGCAUUCACAGAGGAGCAAAUUUGUGAAGACCUGAGUAAUAAACCUUUUUGCAAUGUUUAAACCGAAGCUAGGUUAAUAUAAUGAGUCUUUUUGUAUGCAAUUUAUUUUUAAUUUAAUGGAAAAAUUGAAUUUUAGCAAUUCACAUCUCAAGUUCAGGAAUGUUACUAUUAUUAUGACACUUAAAAAACUAUUUCGAUGAAUGUUUUAAAGAAUCUUCACAUUUUUUUGCCUGGUGCCUUCAACAAUCUUAAUUUGUAUGAUAAAUUAUUUGCAUUUUGUCUGAAACUUGUAAUAUACAAAUCCUUUUUGUAAAUAUAUAUUAGAAAAAUUA